AGCGAAGUGUUUGGCUAUACUUUUCGGGAAAAACCAGUAAAGGAGUAUCCGUGGCGUGAUUGAAUAUCGGAGGGUUUCUCUCUCUCGAGCCAAAACCAUGGCAAAGAAACAACUGGUCGUUGCGGUUGAAGGGACUGCGGCUUUGGGUCCCUUCUGGCACUCUAUUUCCACAUCUUACUUGGAAGACAUUGUCAGGAGUUUUUGUGGUAAUGAGUUGACAGGGCAGAAGCCAUCUGCCUCUAGUGUUGAGCUUUCUCUGGUCAUGUUUAAUGCUCAUGGAUCUUACAGCGCUUGCCUAGUACAGCGGAGUGGAUGGACACGAGAUGUUGAUAUUUUCCUUCAGUGGCUAUCUGCUAUACCAUUUGCUGGUGGUGGUUUCAAUGAUGCUGCAAUUGCGGAAGGACUUUCUGAAGCUUUGAUGAUGUUCUCUAUUCUGAAUGGAAGCCAGACUCAACAAAAUGUAGAUGGGCAAAGGCAUUGCAUUCUUGUGGCUGCAAGUAACCCUUAUCCAUUGCCAACACCAGUUUAUCGACCACAAAUGCAGAACUUGGAGCAGAGUGAAAAUGUUGAGACUCAAACAGAAAGUCGUCUUUCUGAUGCUGAGACAGUUGCUAAAUCAUUUUCUCAAUGUUCUAUUUCUCUGUCAGUAAUAUGUCCAAAGCAGCUUCCGAAACUUAGAGCAAUCUACAAUUCGGGAAAACGCAAUGCUCGUGCAGCAGAUCUACCUGUUGAUAAUGUCAAAAAUCCUCAUUUUCUUGUUCUAAUUUCAGAGAAUUUCAUCGAGGCUCGUGCUGCUUUAAGUCGGCCUGGAGUUACAAGUUUGGCACCAAAUCAGAGUCCUGUAAAGAUGGAUAUAGCUUCAAUUCCUCCUGCUUCAGCGCCACCUUCAACUUCUAUACCAUCAGUAAAUGGUUCUAUCAUGAACCGGCAACCAAUUCCAGUUGGAAACAUCCCCCCUGCAACUGUAAAAGUUGAGCCAAACACUGUGACCCCCAUGGUAUCUGGACCUUCUUUUCCACAUAUUUCUUCUGUUCCUCGUGCAACUUCUCAAGGAGUCCCCAGCUUGCAAACUUCUUCACCAAUGUCUGCUUCUCAGGAGAUGAUCUCAAAUAAUGACAAUGUGCAAGAUCUAAAACCUAUAGUUAGUGGUUUAUCACAGCCCUUGCGUCCUGUAGGACCUGCUGCAGCAAAUGUCAGCAUUCUGAACAAUCUCUCUCAAGCACGGCAAGUGAUGAACUCUGCACUAAGUGGGGGAACUUCUAUUGGACUUCAAUCAAUGGGUGGAAAUUCUAUGGCCAUGCAUAUGUCAAACAUGAUAUCCAGUGGCAUGGCAUCUUCUGUGCCUGCCGCUCAAACUGUAUUAUCAUCUGGGCAAUCAGGUAUCACAUCAGUUGGUGGAUCAGGGAUGCUAGCAGGGACUGCACAGGUCGCACAAAAUACAGCUCCUGGUUCAUUCACUUCCGCAACUUCUAAUAUGUCUGGGAAUUCAAACCUUGGAAUGUCACAACCACUGAGUAAUCUUCAAGGAGGUGUUAGUAUGGGUCAAUCAGUACCUGGCAUGAGCCAAGGAAACCUUGCAGCAGCCCAGAUGGUACAGAGUGGAAUUGGCAUGAACCAGAACAUAAUGAGUGGCCUUGGUGCAUCUGGUAUGUCUUCUGGAACUGGCACCAUGAUUCCUACUCCUGGAAUGAAUCAACAAGUGCAACAAGGAAUGCAAUCUCUUGGUGGGAAUAAUAACUCUGCAGCUAACAUGCCCAUGUCCCAACAGACGUCAAGUUCACUGCAGUCAGCACAAUCGAAAUAUGUAAAAGUUUGGGAGGGAAACUUAUCUGGGCAGAGACAAGGUCAGCCCGUGUUUAUCACCAGACUGGAGGGUUACAGGAGUGCAUCGGCCUCUGAAACGCUUGCAGCAAAUUGGCCACCAACAAUGCAGAUUGUUCGGCUUAUAUCUCAGGACCACAUGAAUAAUAAGCAGUAUGUAGGGAAGGCAGAUUUUCUGGUUUUUCGGGCAAUGAAUCAACAUGGGUUUCUUGGACAGCUGCAAGAAAAGAAGCUUUGUGCAGUAAUACAGUUACCGUCACAGACAUUGCUGCUAUCUGUUUCUGAUAAAGCCUGCCGCUUGAUUGGAAUGCUUUUCCCAGGGGAUAUGGUCGUGUUUAAGCCACAAAUAUCCAAUCAGCAACAACAGCAGCAGUUGCAACAGCAGCAACAACAGCAACUUCAACCACAACAGCUCCCGCAGCUGCAACAGCCGCUUCCGCAGCUACAGCAACAACAGCAGCUUCCACAGAUGCAACAGUUGCAGCAACAGCAACAGCUGCAGCAGCAGCAACAGCAUCCUCAGAUGCAGCAGCAGCAACAACAACAGCAACCGCUUUCCCAGCUGCAGCAACAGCAACAGCAACCGCUUUCCCAGCUGCAGCAACAGCAACAAAUGCCGCAACUGCAGCAGCAACAACAGCAGCAACAAUUGGUUGGGACAGGAAUGGGUCAAACUUAUGUUCAAGGUCCAAGCCGGUCGCAGUUAGUAUCUCAGGGACAAGUUUCAACACAAGUGCCACCAAGCAUGUCUGGAGGGAGUUUUCUAAAUUAACAAACUCAGAGAGAAGACUAGCAGUUUGCAUAUAAACAGCUACACCUGUUAACCAAAAGUCACUUUAUCCUGAUUGCAUGUGUUUUUUGAUUGAAAAGUAGAGAUUGGAGAGAUAAAGUAGAAUAACAUUUGAUCAAUUUCUGAUUUAGUUCUGGAAUGUAGAUAUAGUAGAAUAACAUUUGAUCACGAGGAUAGGGACUGGGUUGCUGCGAUUCUGCUUCCUUGUUGAUUGUGUUGUAUUGAAGACAAUGAAACUGUUACCAGGAAUUGUUACGAAUCAUUAUGGCUCCGGAGAACAAACCACCACCAUCACGACAAUCGUUCACAGCCCCACCACCACCGUAGUCAUGGUGGUUGCCUAAAUUCCAGCCUCAAGGGCCACCAUCUGAGCGCCACCAUCACCAUCCUCAAUCCCACCACAAUCAUUCACACCCCCACCACCACCGUGAGUCCAUCAUUCACCAUCCGGGAUGGUAGUGAUGGUUGUGCAACAGGGAUGGUGGUUGGGGAUGUGAGAGAGGAGAGAGAGAGUUAUGGCGGUGGCCAUGGUGGGGAGGAGGCAGCGUGGUUGGAACUCCGGAGUCCAUAAUUGUUGCAAAAAUUGCUUGCUUGGUCGAUUUCUCCUAAUUUGUGGAAUCAACAGUUGUGCGAUAGAGUAAGCAAGAAAUUGCUUGCGUGGUAGUGGCUACAGUGGGAGGAGGUGGCAGUGGUGGUGGCAGUGGUGGGAGGAGCGGCCUCUGUGGAGGCGAUGGUGAAUGGGUGAUACAAUAAUUUUGGGAUUUUUUUAUUUAUUAUUAUAUAAAGACGCUACGGUGGAAAAAAAAAAUUUCACCAGGGCACAAUGUAAUAUUGUACACUACAAGACAAAUUUACAAUAUAAUUUACAUAAUAUAAGACAAUGUUUAGGAGUA
Molecule: messenger RNA, 3504 nt
Organism: Cornus florida
Lineage: Eukaryota; Viridiplantae; Streptophyta; Magnoliopsida; Cornales; Cornaceae
Product: mediator of RNA polymerase II transcription subunit 25
Exons: 15
Coding region: 98-2593 (831 amino acids)
Biological process (GO): positive regulation of transcription by RNA polymerase II
Cellular component (GO): transcription regulator complex; mediator complex
Source: RefSeq, a predicted model, not a curated record